AUGGUUGAAAUUAAUGAAAUAGAGUUUAUUGAAGAAUCAGAAUACUUUAAAUUUCAACAUGGAUCUUUUUUUUCUAUACUAGAAGAAGAGAAAAAAAGAAAAAAAGAAACAGGAUAUUUAGAAAGUAAUAUUUCUAAUAAUAAUUUUAUGAUUAGUAAUUUGAAGCAAAAAGGUUUUUAUAUUUUUAAUAAAAAUUUAAAUAUAUUUUCAUUAUCUGAUUUUUUAUAUAAAAUUGAUAAUGAUAAUAGCAACAUAAAUAUUAAGUCAUUACCUUUUGAAGAAAAUGUUCUUUUAAUAGAAAAUAAUAAAAAGGAUGAUUUAUCAUUUAUAUACACAGAUCAAUUUAAUAUUUAUAUAUUUGAUUAUAAUAAUGAUGAAGUUAACUUGUAUUGCAAUACUUACCUAAAAAUUAAACAGAUAAAACAUAUAGAUAAUUUUGUUUUUUUAGUAUUGAGUGAAGAUGAAAAAAUAUAUAUAUUAAAAGAUAAAAUAAUACAUGAAUCCUCUGAUUUUACAAAUCCUAUUAAUAAUAUUGAUGAAAAAAAUGGAGAAUUUUUAUUUUCUUAUUCAAAUGAAGAAACAUUUAUAUUAAAAAACGAAAGUAAUACAAAUUCUUAUGAUUUAAGUAUUAUUAGUAAAGAAAUAGAUAUCGUAUAUGAAUAUUGUAAUAUAAUAUGUGCAAAAAUAUUAGAAUCAGAUAAAAAAAAAAAAAAAUUGUUUAUAGUAGUUUUAUAUAAGGAAACGAAUGAUUUAACAAGUAUUACUUAUGAUAUCAAUAUAGAUGAUAAUGAAAUAAAAAGAGUUAACUAUUCUGUAAAUGACUUUUUUUUUGAGAAUUUUGAUAAAAAAAAUUUUAUUAAAACUGUUUAUAUAACUGAAUGGAAAGUUUUAGUUUCUUUUUCAUCAGAAUCAUGCGAAGUUAUCACUUAUACACAUAAUGAAAAUUUUGAUGAAAAAAACAACCUAAACGAUUUAAAAAUUUUAUGUAUAAAAGAAGGUUAUAAAAUUAAUACAAGAGAAUCUAGUACUUUUUUUUUAUCCUUAUUUAUUUAUUCUAAAUAUGUAGAUAAAAUAUAUCGUAAAAGUAAACUAGGGAAUGUUCCUUUUUUAAAAAACCCAAUUGUUUUUUUUUUGUUACAAGAAAAUCUCAAAGUUGUUGUAGAAUAUUUAGAUCAAUUUAAGCUAGAGGAUAAUUCAGAUUAUUCAUUUAAUGAUAUUAAAAAUGUAAAUGAAAAUGAAAUAAAGGAAAUAAGUUUACUACCACCAUUAAAUAAUGAUAUAAUUGAAUUAUAUGAAUUAACAAAUCAAAAUGCAUUAUGUAUUUUUAAAUUAAAGGAGUUAAAAAAUGAAGAAAAUUUUCAAUCAAAAAAUGAAAAUGCUUUAGAAAUAUAUCAAAGUGAUAACAAAUCUAAUGAAAAUAAUGUAUUAUAUAAUAAUGAUGAUAUUAUAAAAAACUGCAAUGAAAAUGUUAAUAUGUCAGAAGAAGAAAGCAGUAUUAAUCAAAUUGAAGGAAAAAAUAAUAUUAAAGAAAAUGGAAAAAAUGAAGAAUCAAGUAAUUAUAAUAAAAAUUUUAAGGAUUUUUUAUAUGAAGAUAAUAAUUUUAUUAUAAAUAAAUUACUACCUAAAUAUAAUAAAUUAAUAAAAAAUGGUAUGUUUUUAUGUGAAGACUUUUUAUAUAAUGAAAAUCUAAGCUUUAUUCAAAAAAUAAAAGUUCCAAAAUUUAUUAAAAGAAAAGAAAGUUAUGGUAGCAAAAGACACACAAAAGUAAAUUUUUUAGAUACUUAUGAAAAAAAAAAAAAAAAAAAAAUGGAAUUUCAAAAAAUAUUUAAUUCCUUAAAUUUUGACAUAGUUAAACAUGAAAAAUUGUCUGAAGAAUAUUGUGAAAAAAUAAUAAAAAAAAUAGAAAAAAAACAGAAAUUUAUAUUUGAUAUUAAAAAAAUAUUUUUAAAUGAUGAAAUAGAAGAAAAUAUAAAAAAUAAUAAAGAAGAUGAAGAAAUGUGUAAAAAUAAAAAUAAAAACAAUAAGAGUAAAAAUGAAGAAAAGUGUGGUAACGAAAUUCAAAUAUAUAUAUCAAAAGAAGAAAUGAAUAAAUUUUACCUUGAUUUAGAUUCCUAUUUUUUAAAAAAUAAAUUGUUCAAAGUAAACAAAGAAAUUCUUGAUAAUUUAAAAAAUAAUGAUUAUAAUAAUUAUAUUUUUCAAAUUAUAUUUUAUAAUAUUUUCUUAAAAAAAGGUUUUACAUAUUGUGAAUUUUUUUUAUAUUUUAUUUUAAAAAAUUAUAAUUCUGAAUGCUUUUCAAAUUCCUUACCAUUACUGGAAUAUUAUUUUAGCUACAUAUUAAAACUAUAUAUAGAAACAAAUAAAAAAAAUAAUAAUAUAGAUAAUGAAACUAGUAAUAUAUUGGAUAUAGGAAAAAAUUUAUUAAAUAAUAAUAGUUCUAAUGUAGCUAAAAAAAGUUAUAUAUAUGAUGAUUUAGAUAACAUCAAUAAUGAAUGUAUAGUAACCUCUUGUGAUGACGAUUUAAAUAAUAAAAUAUAUAAUGAAGAUAAUAAAAAAAAAUACAAUAAAUAUGUUUCAAAAAUAAUUCCUUUAUUUUAUGAAGAAAGUGAUAAAGAAAAGGAAUUAAAUUUAUUUAAAAUAAUGCAUUAUAGUAUUAAUUUUUUAAAUAAUAGUUUAUAUAAUUUUCUUUCACAAAAAUUAUUGGCAUAUAUAGCUGAAAACGACCUAAAUAAAAUAGAUAAUAAUAUAAUUUCAGAUAAAAUCCAUUUGUUAAAUAUUAUGCUUAAUAAAAACGAUAUUAAGAAAAUAAAUUAA
Molecule: messenger RNA, 2811 nt
Organism: Plasmodium gallinaceum
Lineage: Eukaryota; Apicomplexa; Aconoidasida; Haemosporida; Plasmodiidae
Product: conserved Plasmodium protein, unknown function
Exons: 2
Coding region: 1-2811 (936 amino acids)
Source: RefSeq, a predicted model, not a curated record